AUGGAAUUGCAGAUACCCUUCACAGAAAGGGCAAAGUUCAUUCGAUAUGAUAUUCCGGAUGGUGUCAGUCAAGCAGCUGCUGAAGCUGAGAUCACAGAGAUUUGCCAAAAUCAGCUGGACAUGUGCCACUUCGGCGUGGUGGCGAGCCACAUCCCACAGGUGUUGGUCUCUCACAACCAGGUAGAUAACGGUACUUGCGCCAUUUUUUUGAAACAGCUCGGAGACGCCUCCAGCAAUGCAUCCCGUGUGGAAUGCAACACCGUCACCAAGGGCCGCGGCGACGCAGUGAUGAUCGAGAAGUCGCCCGUGCACCUUAGCGCCAACCACCUGCAGAUGCCGGGCGUAAGAGGUAUCUGGAUUGAUGGCCGGGGCGGCAACUCCGGCAUGCCCGAGUUCACCAUCACGGACAACCAGAUCAGUGGAGCAUCUUCCACGGGCAUCGAAGUCAUUGGAAAAAGCCGCUGGUGGUCGCAGGAAUCUGCGAAAUCUGCGACCAGCGAGUUGGUGGAAGUGGAUGCCCAAGAGCUGGAGCGCUGGAAUGACGACGGAAAUCUCGGCGAAGGGCGAAGUGAUGCCACUGGAACCAUUGCCAAUAACUCGGUGAGCUGUAGCGGUCGUGGUCUCUUGCUGCAAGAUGUUUCAGCCCUAGUGGAAGGCAAUGUCCUGGCGCAGAACAAAGGCUGGGCGCUGCAUUUCGACCUGCGCUUCGUGGGGUCCGCGGAGAACGCGCAGAGCGCCGUGCUGAGGAACACGGUCGUUCCCCCGAAGUCCAAAAAGGGCCACGUGGUGCGCGGCUUCGCGCGAAGCAUCCGCAUCAGCUUGCCCGAGCCGGGCUGCGACGCGUAUCCCGGGAUUCCGCCAAAGGUUUGCGACAAUCUCAGGGAGAACGGUGAAUGGGAAAAGGAAGAAGAUGUCCGCACAGCCGCCGGCAGAGCCUUUCAGGCUGAAUUGGGCCGGAUUUGGGACCUGCAAUGUGUCGAAGAGAGUCAGGUGGUGGAACGGAUCUUGUCCCAGUCAGCUGCGAAUCGACCGCUGCAAGUGCUCCAUGAACUGCAACAUUUGAACAGCUCAGUCUUUUCCAUCGCGAAGUUGGGGGGUCUCGACCCUCCGGCGGCCAACGAAUUGGAUCGUAGCAUCAUGAAGUUGCACAACGUGUUGGGCGCGUGCGAGAAGAUCUUGCGCACGCCCAUCUACACGCCCUACACGCGCUUCACCAGCCGUUUCCUCUUCGUGUGGUGCAACGCGCUGCCCUUUGCGAUGUUUCCCUUGCUGGGCCCUUGCCUCACAAUGCCGAUGACCUUGGUGAUCUCUUUCUUCAUGUUAGGUAUCGAGGACAUCGGCUCUCGUGUGGAACAACCCUUCGAUGUGCUACCCUUGUGGCAGUACUGUGAAGACAUCGAAUUCAGCUGUCAGCAACUCCUGGAGCAUAGCCGCAUGUUAGGCCGCCUGCCGGAUCACAAAGCAUGGUUGGAGGCGCAGCUGCGGCAACAACUAGGCCCCUUUGUGAGCUCAAUUUCAGUUUAA
Messenger RNA from Cladocopium goreaui, 1524 nucleotides. The record is from the annotation of a GenBank genome assembly. NCBI's taxonomy places the organism in Eukaryota, Dinophyceae, Suessiales, Symbiodiniaceae.